This is a messenger RNA of Lineus longissimus, 2746 nucleotides long. RefSeq names its product histone-lysine N-methyltransferase SETD7-like. Gene Ontology annotation, biological process: regulation of DNA-templated transcription; peptidyl-lysine monomethylation; heterochromatin organization. Gene Ontology annotation, molecular function: protein binding; chromatin binding; histone H3K4 monomethyltransferase activity. Gene Ontology annotation, cellular component: chromosome; nucleus. The transcript is spliced from 7 exons. Bases 110 to 1504 code for a protein of 464 amino acids. Lineage: Eukaryota; Metazoa; Nemertea; Pilidiophora; Heteronemertea; Lineidae. The record is from RefSeq and is a predicted model, not a curated record.
UGAUAAAAAUCUAUGAACAAAAAUUUAGCAAAAAGACUCUAAAAAUUCCUCUUUUAUUCCUUCCUCGUAAUUAUUUCCUCUAUGUGAGCUAGUUAGAUAUAUAGCCCCUAUGAGUGAUCACAAUGGCAAGUUUGAAAAUUUUGAGAAAGAAAAAGGAGAAAGGAAAUAUGAAGGGUCUGUUGAUGAGAACCAUCUCCCUCACGGCAGGGGAACUCUAACCUUUCCAACUGGUGAAAGAUUCAUGGGAAAGUUUCAACAUGGCGUCAAACAGGGUAAAGGAACAUAUUUCUUCAUUGACGGAAGCACGCUCUCUGGAAGGUAUCAUAACGACAGCCUACAGGGCCCAGGGGUCUACACCUACGAGGAUGGAAGUCGGGUUGAGGGCAACUAUGUAGAUGGAGAACUCCAUGGGAAGGCUACAGAAUAUGACGAAGAUGACAACCUGAUAUUUUCUGGGUCGUACAAACAUAACAUUCGGAAUGGAGUGUGUUGGAUUUAUAAACCAGAUGAUGGUACUUUACUUGGAAAGGUUAAUCAGUCUGGAGGAAUGACGGGAGAUAACAUUGGCUACAUCUACCCCGAUGAACACACAGCCCUCGUUGGACAUUUUGUGGAAGGGCGUAUGAUACUGGGAAGACUUGCACAAUUGAGAUCGGUUUUGGAAGAGUGUGUUGUCUAUGGGAAACGAAGAGAUGCCCCAGGCUACCAUUACGAUGAAUCUACCUCAACUCAUAUUUCCUCUGAUCCCCUCCUUGCUGAUCCUUACGAAGCUAAUCUAGUCCACGUCGAGGAGUCGAAGAUACCGUGCGCUAACGAGGGAUUGUUUGCAAGCUGUGAUAUAGAGGCCGACACUGUCGUCUCUUUCUACAACGGAGUUCGUCUCUCUCGUGAUGAGGUUGAUUUGCGCGACUGGUCCCAGAAUUCCAACGCAAUCUCGCUGGAUGAUAAAACUGUGAUUGACGUUCCGGCUCAAUUCAGCUCGACAUUGGUUUACUGCGCGUCACUUGGUCACAAGGCAAAUCACUCCUGCAGUCCCAAUGCCAUGUAUGAUGCAUUUGACCAUCCAAGAUUCGGCUUCAUCAAAUGCAUUAAGACGAUUAAGUCGGUGAAACAAGGCGAGGAAAUCACGGUUUCAUAUGACUUUGACUAUAAAGGAGAGAAAAAAGCUCCCGAGUGGUAUAUAAAUUACGAACUCAGGACAAAGACACGGGCUUUCGAGGCAGAUGCCAAUAGAGAAAGUAUACAAAAGGAAAAUGAGACUUUGAAUGAAUGCAAACCAAAAAGAUGCAAGUAUGAUUUGAAUUAUGAACUGGAAGCAGACGUCGAUGGAGAAAAUAUGCAGAACAGGAAUGGGACUCUUGAUGGGCGUCGCCUAAAAAUGUUUAACCGAUGUGAUUACAAUUCAGAAGAUACGGGUUGGAAAUGCAAAACAAAAAGUGCUGAAAGUGAAUCUUGUGACUUGGGUACAAAUGACGUGAGAAUUCUCAUAAGUAAUUUCUCAUGAUGGGGAAUAAUGUUAAAAGUUGCAGAAACAGAAAUUGUUGCUAAUAUCAUGAAUGCCCAAACUACUUUCAAUUGUCGUGAGGCUAUAGGCAGGAGCAAGCAGGUUAAAUUGGUCAUCAUCAGGUGCGGAAUAUGCACAGUGACGGGCCUGGUUCAUGUUUGUUUAAGAACAGCUUUACAUGCAUUCCUCAUACAAGUUUCAUUAGUUUAAAUACUGUCAGAUGGGAGAGACCCCUAUUGGUGACUUCCUGUAACUUAGUCUGGGUACCAGGCUCCUCCCCAGAGACUCCCUUUAAACACUUGUCAAGUAUUGGUAAGCAUUUAUGUCAAAAUCUGAGCCACUAAUGGUUGUAAGAAAAUCAUGCUAUAUAUUUCUAUGUUAUUUGUCGUGAUUCAAAUGCUCAGAAUGUGAGUCAGAAUUUUGCUCACUAUAAUCUCGUUUGUUAAUUGUUGUGAGAAAAUCAUGCUGUAUAUUUAUAUGAUAUUUUGCGUGAUUCAAAUGCUCAGAGUCAGAAUUUUGCUCACUAUAAUCUCGCUUGUUAAUUAUUGUGAGAAAAUCAUGCUGUAUAUUUAUAUGAUAUUUUGCGUGAUUCAAAUGCUCAGAGUCAGAAUUUUGCUCACUAUAAUCUCGUUUGUUAAUUAUUGUGAGAAAAUCAUACUGUAUAUUUCUAUGAUAUUUUUCGUGAUUUAAAUACUCAAUAGUCAGUAUUUGAUCACUAUAAUCUCGGUUGUUAAUUGUUAAAAGUUGCAUAAUUUUGCUUACAUGUAGUUCGUUAUUUUUAGUUGGGAUAAGCAUUUAAAUAUCUUCCUUUUCCAAUAAGAGGCGUGUUAUUGUGUUUUAUGUUUAAUAACAACGAUAAAGUUUGGCAUUAUAUGUCACUUUUUUGUUGGGAUACGAUUUAUUUUGUUAUGAUACAGAUUCUCAGAUCAUGUCUAAAUCUGAUUUAGUUGUACACUGGUGUGCAAUGAUAUCAGGACAGUAGCAAUUUUGUUCACCUUUCAAGUCCAUAGCCCCAGCAGUUACGAAACGUGCCGUUAUUACGGACAACGGUAUAAAGAUCACCAGGCCCCGGUUGUUCAAAAAGUCAAAAUCCACGUCAGGUGAGCACAAAAAUUACUAUUGUCCUAAUGUUUUUGCAAACCAAUGUAUGUUGCAUUGUUAGGCUUGGAAUUUCCUGCCUUUUCUGAUCAAGGCAGUCGCCAAGAAGUGUCUUCAUAUAUGUACUUUAUUUCCUCAUGAUAU